AUGUCAUCAACAAGCAGUUCAUACAAAUCCAGCAAACGUCACGAACUCGCGCCCUCUCGUACCGCCGUCACAAUCCCAACCAUUGCUCCCGUGAUUGGAAACUAUUCCCAUAGUAACACUAUUCCGUCGAAUAAAUCCACAGUAUAUCUCAGUGGAUUUAUGGGUGAUUUACCCGGCGAUGGACGAAUAAUAUCUGGAGGGAUAGCAGCGCAAACUACGCAGAUUAUGAGGAAUUUGAAAGCUGUUUUGGAAGCGAGCGGGAGCGGUUUGAACAAGUUGGUUCAGAGGAGAGUAUUUUUGGUUGAUAUGGGAGAUUUGAAAACGAUAGAUAGGAUAUGGGGGGAAUGGGUCAAGGAACCAUAUCCAGUGAGCACUUGUGUACAGGUUGUGAGGUUGGCUAAGGAAGCCGCAAAAGUGGAGAUUGAAGUAGUCGCAGAAACAAAUUGA
This is a messenger RNA of Sclerotinia sclerotiorum 1980 UF-70, 447 nucleotides long. RefSeq lists its product with no specific name. Lineage: Eukaryota; Fungi; Ascomycota; Leotiomycetes; Helotiales; Sclerotiniaceae. The coding region runs from base 1 to 447 and encodes 148 amino acids. Gene Ontology annotation, molecular function: deaminase activity. The transcript has 2 exons. The record is from RefSeq and is a predicted model, not a curated record. Gene Ontology annotation, cellular component: mitochondrion; cytosol.